Molecule: messenger RNA, 489 nt
Organism: Adineta ricciae
Lineage: Eukaryota; Metazoa; Rotifera; Eurotatoria; Adinetida; Adinetidae
Source: the annotation of a GenBank genome assembly
AUGCUAACGACAAAUCUUCAGAGCCAGGUGACACUCGUGGAAAGAUCCCUUGCAUAUCUCUCUGGAGCAUUACAAAUCAACAGGGCACAGUUAGCGAAAAUUCAAGAAAAUCAAAUCGAACUCGGAGAAGAGUUGCAGUUAACACAACAAGCUCUUAAUGCUACGAUUCCAAUCUUAAAUGCGCAUUCUAAUACUAUUAAUACUCUUAAAAGUGGUACUGAACGCUUAUAUACUCAUUUUCAACACUCAUUUCUCUACUCAGCAAUUACACGAAUUUUUCGUAACGAACUCACGCUUGAGUUUCUCUCACCGGAAGAUUUAAACAUCAUAGGAGCGCUGCCAAUGGUGCAAAUUGUUACAAACCUACUUGUCCGUCAACAGUUGGACUUCGUCUCGAACUCGCAAUACACACCCACAAAUACACAUGAAAUUGGCCGUCUUAUCAUUACAAGCUAUUUUGCCGUGCCACAACAAAAACAUUCAUUUUUC